AGAAGGAAGGGACAAUGGCUCUGAGUGGGAACUGUAGCCGUUAUUAUCCUCGGGACCAAGGGGCUGCUGUUCCCAACUCCUUCCCUGAAGUCAUAGAGCUGAAUGUUGGGGGCCAGGUUUACUUUACUCGUCAUUCUACAUUAAUAAGCAUCCCCCAUUCUCUCCUGUGGAAAAUGUUUUCCCCAAAGAGAGACACUGCUAACGAUCUAGCCAAGGACUCCAAGGGACGGUUUUUCAUUGACAGAGAUGGCUUCCUGUUCCGUUAUAUUCUGGACUAUCUCAGGGACAGGCAGGUGGUCCUGCCUGAUCACUUUCCAGAAAGGGGAAGGCUGAAAAGAGAAGCAGAGUAUUUCCAGCUACCUGACCUCGUCAAACUCCUGGCCCCCGAGGAAGUCAAGCAAAGCCCGGAUGAGUUCUGCCACAGUGACUUCGAAGAUGCCUCCCAAGGAAGCGACACGAGAAUCUGCCCCCCCUCUUCGCUGCUUCCUCAUGACCGCAAGUGGGGUUUUAUUACUGUGGGUUACAGGGGAUCCUGUACCUUGGGCAGAGAGGGGCAAGCAGAUGCCAAGUUUCGGAGAGUUCCCCGGAUUUUGGUUUGCGGAAGGAUUUCCUUGGCAAAGGAAGUCUUUGGAGAAACUUUGAAUGAAAGUAGAGACCCCGACCGAGCUCCAGAAAGAUACACCUCCAGGUUUUAUCUCAAGUUCAAACAUCUGGAAAGAGCUUUUGAUAUGUUGUCAGAGUGUGGAUUCCACAUGGUGGCCUGUAACUCCUCGGUUACAGCAUCUUUUGUCAACCAGUAUACAGAAGACAAGAUCUGGUCGAGCUAUACUGAAUAUGUCUUCUAUCGCGAGCCUUCCCGGUGGUCCUCCUCUCAUUGUGACUGCUGCUGCAAGAAUGGCAAGGGAGACAAAGGGGAGAGCGGCACCUCCUGCAAUGACCUCUCUACUUCCAGCUGUGACAGCCAAUCAGAGGCAAGCUCUCCCCAGGAGACGGUGAUCUGUGGGCCUGUUACCCGCCAGAGCAACAUCCAGACUCUGGACCGGCCCAUCAAGAAAGGCCCUGUGCAGCUGAUCCAACAGUCAGAGAUGAGGCGGAAAAGUGACCUGCUCCGGACUCUGACGUCAGGCUCCAGGGAGUCGAACAUAAGCAGCAAAAAGAAAGCUGCGAAGGAAAAGCUCUCCAUCGAGGAAGAGCUGGAGAAAUGUAUCCAGGAUUUCCUGAAGAUAAAAAUUCCAGAGCGCUUCCCUGAGAGAAAACAUCCUUGGCAGUCUGAACUUUUACGGAAGUAUCAUCUAUAGGGGAGGGCUGUGGGUAGUCGCCGCUUUGAAAUAAACCUCCCAAAAGGAAGACAUAUGUUAAAGGAAAAAAUAACAACUAACAAUCCACAUUUGUUAGAACACAUGUCCAUCGAUGUACUACUGCCUACUUUGCCUAGCUCACCUUAACAUGUAAAUCCACAGGGUAGAUUUCUUUCUAGAUGUGGAAGCAGAAGCGAGCUCUUACGUUGUCCUUUGUCUUUUAUUUACUUGGUCCCAUGUGCCGUGAAUCCUAAGAUACAACGAAAACCAGCUACGUGUGAGUAGCUCACAGGUUUUGGGAGUCAUCGAUCCCAAACCAGGGUUUUUGGUUGUUUGUUUGUUUUGUUUUGUUUUUUUCUCAUUUUCUACCUCCUUCUCUUGACCAAGGAUGGACAGUUGAAGGAGAUAUAACCCAGUGGCAUAUGUUAAGAAAUUAUUCUUUUCUCUUUCCUUUUGUUUAUGGGGUGAGGGGAGAAUGGCAGAUUUGUAUGAUUUUUUCACUAAAAUCUCUAUGUGCCAGGUUCUAUUGACUUUGUAUGCAUGAGCGUUUCUGACACAAGCACAGUAUAUGUCUGUAUAUAUGCACAAAGAAUGCACAUGACCCAGGGCCUGGACAGCACAGGGUAACACCUUACUGCCAGCUGCCCCUACAAGAGCACUUCAGAAAACGAAACCCCUGCCUAUUUAUUAAAACCCUCCUGGUCAGACUUUCCGGCCUCCCUUGGCAACACAUUCUAAAACCUGAAUAGGCCCUAUCAUCAACAAAUUCUCUCUCUUAUUUUGAAACAAAUACCCUCAGGCACCUUUGAUUUGCUUUGCUCUUUCACUACAUUAGGAGCCAGUGAGAUGAACUAGUCUAACCCUGUUUGUGUUUAACAGACAAACAGUCACAUCCGCAAACAGAGCAUUGAGACACACCACACUCAGCCUUCCCCAUUCUUAUUAGAACAACCAUUAUUCUCUAGCUGACUGAGAGUUUUAACUUACCCACAUUUUAUUAACGAGGCCUUUGAUAUAAUCCAGGCAAAUUCUCUCUAUCCCUAUGGGUUGUGAAGCUACAAACAGCACCCCAAAAUUGAAAAUGCAUCCAGCCUUCUGUUCGCUUGUUUUAGAGGAUUUGUGGCCCUCCCUCCCACACACAUACUCAUUUCUAUUACAAACUUUAAACUACACCUGUACACUGUUGCUUGCUGAUAGCUAGGUUUGGAUACCUUUGGAAUCCUGGGGUUUGGCUGUGGCCCUACUAUGGUUUAGUUGUAUCAUUUCUACAGUGUCUGUAAUGACCCAAAUGGGUGGCUGGAACAUAAAAGUUACUGAUUUGAUUUUUUUUUUUUUUAAAAAAAAAACUUUUUUUAAAAAAAAUAUUCCUGACCUGUAUAGAUACCAUCCAAAAGAAAUUGUUAACACUGUCUAUCCAUGUGACUCUGUCUUCUAUUAAUCUACCAGUAGUUCUUUUGUUCAAUUGCACUAAAAGAGUGUCCAAAGACAACUUUUGAUUUCCAGCAUUCCUCAUACAUCUCAGUGGUAACGGAAAAGAUGAUUUAUCGCUAGUGUGUGCCAAGAAUUCCUAUUUUGUGUGUGUGUGUGUGUGUGUGUGUGUGUGUGCACGUGUGUGUCUUUGAGUGCAUGUGUGUAUGGUUAGCACAAGUAAUAAAGGCAAUCAGACAAUGUCUUUAUAGAAGAAAAAUCUAAUGACAUGUUUCUUCUUUCUGAAAACUUUCAUUGGGGCACAUUUAUUAUUUAAAAAUCUCCUCCUUGAUUUAUUGGUGCCCAUUAGUAUACGAUUGUCUUUCUGAAUUUUUUAUAAUUCUUGACUACACAGGUAGGUAAUAGGAUAAGGCAAUAUGUUCUUGUCCUGAUACUUCAAGUGAAAUUUAAAAUUCUAUUUAAGUGAAAAAGAAAGUUUCCUUGAGGUGCUGAGUUGCCAGGAAUAUUAUCAUUUAUGAAAGUGUUCAUUUGUGUAUUAAUAGUUUAGCAGAUAGUUGAUAGCUUUGGGUAUAAAUCCUGUUAAUGCAUCUUUCUCCACUCAAUGUUUCUUGAUGGUACAUCAAAAAUACUAUCAUAGUUAUUAUGGAAGAUACUGUGAAGCAUCAUGGAUCUUAAUGGGUCAAGAAGGUGCUGGAUAUGAAUUGUUGACCAGGUGAUCGUUGACUGAGUCACUGAAAGGGCUGACAGAAAAUCUGAGAUUUGAAUAAAUUAGCCAAAGUCCCAAGUUUCUUUAAAUUUCAGCCCUAAUCAGAAUGGUAUUGAGACACUCAAGGAUUGAUCUGUCCAUUGACCCACAGCUUCUACUAGAGUCUUCAAAUAGGAAAUACAGUGCUGCACCCAGAGUAUUGUAGCAAUGUCCUGCAGGCUUUUUGUUAUGGCUUUAUUUUUCUUCAUAGGUACUCUUUGUACCCAUGAUAAACAAGCUUAGCAGUAGAAAUUUGUUGAAAGCAACAACAUCCCAUUUUCAUUUUGGUCUACCUGAAUAGUGACACCUGCCCCACGGUAAAAAGUUUAAACAGAAAGAGAAAAGAUGUGGUAUUCAUUUAUGGGGGUAUUGACAUAUUCAGGAAUAUAGCCUGAGUCAGUAGAAGGCUUAGAGAAGGCACCAGGGACAUCAAGGCUUAGGUUCCUUUUGGAGUGGACUCAUCUAGUGUACUCCCUGUAGUCUCUACCACAUUGGAAAUGACCUUUGGCUAAAUGAUCCAUAAAAAUAAGCACUCUGUUAUCCUUGGCUUGAGAGUCUUAAUCUCAGUCAUGGACAGUGCAGUAUUUCACCAAGUUCAUUUCUUAUUGUGGGUUUUGACAGGGGCUGUACAUUGUUGAUACCAAGAAAUAAGUAGUGCUGAGUAGUACCAUUCUAUCCAGUCCAAUUCUAUCUAUUCUAAAAGGAAAAUAAAAGUGUUAACAUAGGUGCCCUACUGAAACCUGACAUGUAAAGAGCCUUAGCUUGGGCUGCCUUCUGAGAAUCUUAUAAGCCUAACUCCACAGAAGUUAGAGUGGUCAUUCCCUAAAUAGAUAUGAAUCUCCUGAAGUUAGAGGCACAUUACAUAGGCAUAUUUAUAAAGUCCUCCAACCCCCUAUUGAGUCGUACUGUAUUGCAAACAGCAGAGGGAAAAGAAAAAUAAAAAUGCUAACAUAAUUAUUCUUUUACACUGCUCAGAAGAAAACAAGGCACUGAUGGACAGUAUUGAGGGACCCAGAGAGAUGGCUUCCAAAGUAUGCUGUGAGGUAUUCCUUUGUAUGAAUCAUACCUAUCUUUCCCGGAAAUGCAUGUGUGAUGAGUUUUUAAAAUGGAGGGAGACUGUAAUGACACACAUGCUUCCAUAGUGGAAUGUCUAUUCCAGGUAACUCAUUGAAGAGAAACACUUGAUUAAUAGAAGGCCCACAUAGAACUAUCCAUGUAUUAAUUGGCCUUGUUUGAUUCAGAAGCAUCCUUUCCCACAAAUGGUAGGCGCUUGCCCAUUGUUUAUUCUCUUAGCCAUUCCUGCAUAUGCUUCUGGGCUAUGCUUUUUUUUUUUUUUCUAUAGACUCUCCAUGGAUCUGAGUGUGCUUUUACAUUGCUGAGAGGAACAUGCUCCAUUGAGUUGGGGGUCGGGGGUCGGGGGGAGAAAUGACAGGUAGAGUAGUUUGAAAAACUACUCCACUACAGUUCCCACAGUGGAAGUCAAAAUUUGAUUCUCAUAAACUUUUCUUUGCUAUCACUUCAGUUCUUCCAUUUGGUGUCUAGAGUAGACCAACACAGAAAACACAAGGUUUGGAUUCUCAACCACUGGAUAAAUUGUCUUGAAAUUUAAGUAACGUUGGCCUUAUAUUUGAUCUUUGUUAGAAUUAAUAAGACAUUUUUCUGUGAACUUAUAGGAAAAAAUUCUAUGUCAUCUCUACUUGGAAUAAUAAUUUUCUAAGGAAAAAUUAAGGGAAUUAUUUUCCCCCUGAUGACUUUGUGGCAGAUAAAUGUUUUUUGCCAAUUUGCAUGCAGAGCUUUAGGUUUUAGCAUGGGCCAUUUCUCUCUUUAAUGUCUUGGCAUUGUUGGCAUCUUGCAAUCUUGAUGGCCCACUGUUGCAAUUUUUAAAAUUUUCUUUUAU
Arvicanthis niloticus (Nile rat) is the source of this 5368-nucleotide messenger RNA. It is a transcript of the gene Kctd16, whose product is annotated as potassium channel tetramerization domain containing 16. Gene Ontology annotation, cellular component: signaling receptor complex; postsynaptic membrane; presynaptic membrane. Gene Ontology annotation, molecular function: protein binding. Gene Ontology annotation, biological process: regulation of G protein-coupled receptor signaling pathway; protein homooligomerization. Lineage: Eukaryota; Metazoa; Chordata; Mammalia; Rodentia; Muridae. The record is from RefSeq and is a predicted model, not a curated record.